UGUUCAGCUUUAAAAGGCCUUAUAACUAACUAAGUUGAUUUUUAUUUUGCUCUCUUUUAGCUGGUAGCAAAAAGUGUCACAGAACUCUCUGUACUUUAGAUAAGAUUUAAGGAACAACCAAGUCCAAACACGAGAAAAUUUCAUUUCCUUUGUGUUUUUAACCCUAAUUAAAACCGGGGGGGGGGGGGAAUUAAAACAAUCCACUAAUUAAGUGAUGCACUUACCCCCACUUUCACAGAACUUUAAAAUCCCUUCCCAACCAUUCCAUGACCCCAGGAUGAAGCACACAACCAGAACAGCUCCACAAAUCUGCUUUUUCCAUGGAUUUUUUUUUUUUUUUUUUUUUUUUUUUGGUAGGAUUCUCCUGUGCUGGGGUCUGGAGCCCAUGGCAGAGAAUGUCCACAACUAACAACAUAGCUCAGGCUCGGAAGCUCGUGGAGCAGCUCCGCAUCGAGGCCGGCAUCGAGAGGAUCAAGGUGUCCAAAGCAUCCUCGGAGCUGAUGAAUUACUGUGAGCAGCAUGCCAGGAAUGAUCCUCUCCUGGUGGGAGUUCCUGCUUCUGAAAAUCCCUUUAAGGACAAAAAACCUUGUAUUAUCCUAUAGCUCUGGAUCAUUCCAGAAGGGAAUCCCAAUCCAACCUCUGGAUCCAGGCUCCUCCACACCUGCACCCAGGGGUAAAAACUCAAUGCUGGCUUCAAACAGAAUUUAAAAAUUCCCAAGAAAAACAAAACAAAACAAACAAACAAAAAAACCCACAAAAAACCCCCAAAACAAACGAAAAAAAAAAACACCCACAAGAAAACCAGAAAAAAAAAAUCCAAGAAAAAAAAAAAACAAACAAAACCAAAACAAAAUCCAACAAAACCACAUCCAAAAACAAUCCUGAAAAAAAAUCAAUCUGGAAGCUGGGGAGGGGGGAGGGAGUUUUAGGGAAGGGGUGGUUGCUUGCCAGGAAGGAAAAUGGGAUUAAAAAUUGGAAUCAGGAUUUGAAAAUUUACCCCGGGUUGGGGGAGGAAAGGGAGGGUGUGGGAGGGGGAUUUUUCAUUGGGAUAUUUGGAUUUGGGGAAGGGGUGCAGGAGGAGGUGGGGGGUUCAUUCCCAGUGGGAUUUGAGAGCUGGAUCUGGAUCCAAUCUGUAGGAAUUUCCUCUGGAGAAUGGACGAGGUGGGAGCGAUUUUGUAGAAAAUCAGUACCAAAAAAAACCCAAAAAAAACCCCAAACCCACAAGCAAACAAAACAAAAACAAAAACAACAACAACAACAAAAAAAUCCCCAAAUCCAGCUGGAAAAAAAAAAAAAUUAAAAAUCCCUUUUUGGGAAUGGCCAGAGGGAGGCUGGGGAGGCUUUUCCCUGCAUCCCACGGCUCUGCUGGGAUCCAGGGAUGGACUUGAGGGGGAAGAGAA
Messenger RNA from Cinclus cinclus, 1400 nucleotides. It is a transcript of the gene GNG7, whose product is annotated as G protein subunit gamma 7. Lineage: Eukaryota; Metazoa; Chordata; Aves; Passeriformes; Cinclidae. Gene Ontology annotation, molecular function: G-protein beta-subunit binding. Gene Ontology annotation, biological process: G protein-coupled receptor signaling pathway. Gene Ontology annotation, cellular component: heterotrimeric G-protein complex. The coding region runs from base 321 to 602 and encodes 93 amino acids. The transcript has 2 exons. The record is from RefSeq and is a predicted model, not a curated record.